Messenger RNA from Rhincodon typus (whale shark), 1794 nucleotides. It is a transcript of the gene oxtra, whose product is annotated as oxytocin receptor a. Gene Ontology annotation, molecular function: vasopressin receptor activity; oxytocin receptor activity; peptide binding. Lineage: Eukaryota; Metazoa; Chordata; Chondrichthyes; Orectolobiformes; Rhincodontidae. The coding region runs from base 604 to 1794 and encodes 396 amino acids. The transcript is spliced from 3 exons. The record is from RefSeq and is a predicted model, not a curated record. Gene Ontology annotation, biological process: female pregnancy; G protein-coupled receptor signaling pathway; positive regulation of vasoconstriction. Gene Ontology annotation, cellular component: membrane.
UGCUGAUGCAGAGCGAGAACGAAAGCACAAAACAGUCCAACCCGCCAACAGAAGGAAAGGAAUAAACACGCUCGCACCAGGUAUGAAAACGUGGGCAAUUCCUGACGAGAGACCCUUUUAACAACGAAAACUCCCAGACGGUUGGCUGUCAGGAGAGAGAGGUUCAAGACUUUGCGCUGUUCGUUCAUACACCAAACAGCCUCUGUGGGCACGGGUUUGCUGAAACUGAGCGGGGACCCUGCGAUGAAAUGGACACGGUCCGAAGCGGACGCGGUGAGAUGUAAAGCUGGUAUAACACGACGACCCCAGCGGAGGGGUCUGAUAGAUAGGCUGCGGGAGCCGGAUCGACCCAUUGGUGAGAAGGUUCAGAUCCAACCCAGAGAGAAGGGAGGGGAACAGAACAGAAUAAAAACAAAGUGACUCGCAGAACCUUGCAGGCAGGAGAAAGUAAGCGAUGCAAUAAAAAGGGCAGACGUUGCACCGUCAACAAAAAGGUGUUGGAAGAGAGACAGCAAGGUGUAGAGCUGGAUGAACACAGCAGGCCAAGCAGCAUCACAGGAGCAGGAAAGCUGACGUUUCGGGUCGAGACCCUUCAAGAGAGAGAUGGCUUGGCUCUGCACACAUGGGCACAACGCAUCGCUGGACGAAUCGGGCGUCCGCCAGGACAACGCUAGCUCGCCGUGCAACGGGUCAUCGGCGGCGCCGCCGGUGGAGGUGGGCUUGGUGGUGAGGAACGAGCUGUUGGCUCGCUUGGAGGUGGCCGUUCUGUCCGUCAUCCUGGUGCUGGCGCUGGGCGGCAACCUGGGCGUACUGCUGGCGAUCCGCUCGAACCGCCGCAAGCCGUCUCGCAUGUUGUUCUUCGUGAAGCACCUGAGCAUCGCGGACCUGGUGGUGGCCGUCUUCCAGGUGCUGCCCCAGCUCAUCUGGGAGGUCACCUACCGCUUCUACGCGCCCGACUUUGUGUGCCGCGGGGUCAAGUACCUGCAGGUGGUCGGCAUGUUCGCCUCCACCUACCUGCUCAUCGUCAUGUCCAUCGACCGGUGCCUGACCAUCUGCCAACCCCUCAAAACCCUGCAGCAGCGCACCACCCGACCCUACGUGCUCUGCUCCUGGUUGAUCAGCCUCCUCUUCAGCACCCCCCAGGUCUUCAUCUUCUCCCUCAAGCAGGUAGGGCCCGGCGCCUACGACUGCUGGGGGGACUUCGCCCGGCCCUGGGGAGCCCGGGCGUACAUCACCUGGAUCACCCUGUCCGUCUACGUGCUGCCCGUCGUCGUGCUGCUCGUCUGCUACUCGCUCAUCAGCUUCAAGAUCUGGCGCAACGUCCGGCUGAAGACCCAGCGGGAAGCCCGCGCCUCCUCCUUCUCCGGGGGCACCCUCAUGCUCUCCAGGGUCAGCAGCGUCAAGAUCAUCUCCCGCGCCAAGAUCCGCACCGUCAAGAUGACCUUCGUCGUCGUCCUGGCCUACAUCGUCUGCUGGACGCCGUUCUUCGUCGUGCAGAUGUGGAAGGUGUGGGACGAGCACGCCCCCGAGGAGAAUUGGCCCUUCGUCAUCACCAUGCUGCUGGCAAGCCUUAACAGCUGCUGUAACCCCUGGAUCUACAUGUUCUUCACUGGCCGGCUAUUCCACGACCUGGUCCAGCAACUGCUGUGUUGCUGCUCUCUGAAGUUCAACAAACCUGAGCAGCCCAGCGAGCUGACCUGCAGCAAGAAAAGCAAUUCCUCCACCCUCGCUAUCAGCCUCAAGAGCUCAGGCAGCCAGAAGAGCCUUUCAUUUCAUCAGCAGCAUGAUCAGUAA